CUAGCGCCCGAGCGCCGUUCCCUCCCCCAACCCCAACGUUGCCAUGGUAGCGAGCGGCUCCCGGCCUGCCCGGCUAGCGGGCUAAGUGGAGUCGGCGUCCCGUUGCCUGCCCGGGGCUGCGCGGAGCCACAGAAUGGGCUGAGGCGGUGGCGGUUGCCCGGACAGAAGUAGCCGCCAGGCUUGAGGAUGGAGAUGUAUGAAACCCUUGGCAAAGUGGGAGAGGGAAGUUACGGAACGGUCAUGAAAUGUAAACAUAAGAACACUGGGCAGAUAGUGGCCAUUAAGAUAUUCUAUGAGAAACCAGAAAAGUCUGUCAACAAAAUUGCAUUGAGAGAGAUAAAGUUUCUAAAGGUUUGCUUCUUUUGCCUUCGUUGCUCUCAAUUUCGUCAUGAAAACCUGGUCAAUCUGAUCGAAGUUUUCAGACAGAAAAAGAAAAUCCACCUGGUGUUUGAGUUUAUCGACCACACAGUGCUGGAUGAGCUGCAGCACUACUGCCACGGGCUGGAGAGCAAGCGGCUCAGGAAGUACCUGUUCCAGAUCCUUCGAGCAGUCGACUAUCUGCACAGUAACAACAUCAUUCAUCGAGAUAUAAAACCUGAGAAUAUUUUAGUGUCCCAGUCGGGAAUUACUAAGCUCUGUGAUUUUGGUUUUGCACGAACUCUAGCAGCUCCCGGGGACGUUUAUACAGACUACGUGGCCACGCGCUGGUACAGAGCUCCAGAAUUAGUACUGAAAGAUACUUCCUACGGAAAACCUGUGGAUAUCUGGGCUUUGGGCUGUAUGAUUAUUGAGAUGGCCACUGGAAAUCCCUUUCUUCCCAGCAGCUCUGAUUUGGAUUUACUCCAUAAAAUUGUUUCAAAAGUAGGCAAUUUAACACCUCACUUGCAGAAUAUCUUUUCCAAGAAUCCCAUUUUUACUGGCGUGGUCCUCCCUCAAGUUCAACACACCAGAAAUGCAAGAAAAAAAUACCCAAAGCUUAAUGGAUUGCUGGCAGAUAUAGUUCAUGCUUGUUUACAGAUUGAUCCUGCUGAGCGGAUAUCAUCUCCUGAACUUCUGCAUCAUGAGUAUUUUACUAGAGAUGGAUUUAUUGAAAAAUUCAUACCAGAACUGAGAGCUAAGUUACUACAAGAAGCAAGAGUCAACUCAUUUAUAAGGCCAAAAACAUAUUGUAAAGAAAAUGAAUUUAAGGAAGAUGAAAGAAAAAUAGUAUAUAACAAUACAUUGCUAAGUAGUUCUUUUUGGGGAAAGGAAAUGGAAAAAGAGAAAAAACCCAAGGAGAUCAAAGUCAGAGUUAUUAAAGUUAAAGGCGGAAAAGGAGCUAUCUCAGAACUGAAAAAGACAGAGUAUGAAGUGGAACAUUGUCGACAGGAUGGAACGGAAGAUGCUCGCGCUGUGUCCGAGCACACCAGACCUGUAAGCAGCAGACCAGCCAGCCCCGUCAAUUCCAGCACUAAUUCCAGCAGCAUGAAAGAAGAUGCGCAGUCUGGAGGCUGUAUGACAAUGCCACCCAUCAAUCCGACCUGCGGUAAUUUGAUGACUGCAAAUCUCAACUCUAAUCUCUCCCACCCCAAUCCAAGGUUAGCUGAAAGAGCAAAAAGGAGACGCACUUCUUUACAGUAUGUUGGACAAGCUGUGUCUGACAGCAGGCAGGAUGAUGGAGGUGCCGUGCAAAGCCAAGUGGAGAAGAGUGUAUGUAAGGGUCAAAGUGGCCAGGUGGCAAAUGGAAACAAAAGGAAGCUGAAUUUUUCCAGAUCUGACAGAAAAGAAUUCCAUUUCCCAGAACUGCCUUUCACAAUACGCUCUAAGGAGAUGAAAGGAAUGGAAGUUAAGCAGGUAAAAAUGCUGAAGAAAGAUUCAAAGAGAACAGAUUCAUCUAAAAUACAAACUUUACUUCACAUGGACCAUAAGCAAGAAAAGCAAGAGGGUGGAGAUGGCCAUUGUGAGGGGAAGAAUUUGAAGAGGAACAGAUUUUUUUUCUGGUGGUACUGCACCCCGUCAGAUGACACACACAGUACUUCUGCUGAUCUUCGCCCUCUGCUCGUCCCAGCCCUGGAUACUGGAUCAAGGCUGUGCUGACCUACUAAAACUGAGUGGGUAGUAAGUUAUUUAUUGCUAUUUAUAAAUAGUCAUUCUGUUUGUCUCCAAAGAGAUAGUUCCUUGCCUAUUACCCUAUGAUUUGCAGCAAUGCCUGUGAUUAAAAAAAAAUACUAAAUUCCUUCCCCGCUGAGUUGGGCUUUGGCGGUGUAACUUGCUUUGGCCAAUGGCACGUGAAUGGAGCUGAAGUCCAUCAUGGCUGAGCGGGAAGCGUCAAGCACUGUUAGGUCUCUGUCAGCCUUCUUGCUCUUUGUGCUCUGAUACUGGAACAUGAAAACACCAAGUGUCAGCUGCGGGGCUGCUCCUUAAGCUUGCAGCAAAGAAGACACAGAUGGCAGGCACAGCAAGCCCAUGGCCUUGAGAGCUGCAGCCAGUCCACAACUGACAGAUAAGAUCAUAUGAACCCCUGUUGUUUUGUAUCACUUGAGGAUCAUUUGGGUGCCCAGCACACUAUAGGAAAAUUGACCUGGUGUGGAAAGUGUCCCCCUCCUUUAUUUCUGUUCCCUGAAAUACUUUGUGUAUCAUUGGUUUCCUUUCUGAUGUGCAGGGCACAAUGUGGGGAAACCGUCUGGAGUUCUGUUAGUGGGAAUCUCUGCUCCCCUCCCCUUUCUCUCCCCUCCCUCCCGCUCAUCUUUCUUGCCAUUCUUUCCUUUCCCAAAAGAAACUAAAACUAAAGUUUUCAGAGUUUGAUUUUAUGAUGAAGAAUUCAUACACACAAACAUAUUGGGAUCUGGACCAUGGGGUCUCUGCUUCUUCUUAGUUCGUUUCUUUUGGUUAUUCAACAAACACAUCUGUAGAUUUUUUUUUAAGCCAUUCUGUAGUCUCUCUAAAGUUUCUGCUGGUACUGCACAAACUUCUGUCAGAUAACGAACUAGAAUCCACGUGUAGGGUACGACACUCUGGGGGUGACAGCACACAGCACCGGUGCUUCCGCAGCCCCGCCUGUUUGUGUGUGGUUGUUGGAUCUCCUGUGGAAUCAGGAAGGCUGGGGCCUGAGGGAGCAGAAGAGCGUGUGGUCACGUGGGUGUGGACAGGUCAGCUGAAAUGGUCAAGGGCAGCACGUUGUGAUGGGCACAAAGCCAAGCGGAAAGACGAGGCUUCCACUGGCCCUGGCAGGGGGCAGCUGUUUGCUAUGGGCUGCUGGUCCUGUGCCGUUGUCUGGCUAGGUUUUCUGAAAUGAAGAUCUAGAGAACAUUUCCGGGAAGUCAUCACUUCCUGGAACUUCCGGCGCUGAUUUGCGCCCAGCUGGCCUGUUGCCUGUGGAGCGUCUCCUGCCUUCUUUGGAGUCUCUGGGGCUCGUAUGGUGUUGGUUGACCUUUUUUAGUGAGAGUUUUUGGCUUCAUGUGUUGAUUUUGCUUUUGAAGGAUUUGUCCAUUUCACCUAAGUUUUCAAAGUUAGCAGCAUAAAGAUCUUCACAAUAUCUUACUAUUUUAGGAAAGUCUAUAGUUUCCUAGUAAAGUUCCUUUUAUCAUUCUUGGUAUUAGUAAUUUAUAGUUUUUCUUAUUUUUCUUAAUAAUUUUUGCCAAUAAUUUAUCAAUUUAAAUUUUUGAUUUUCUCUGAUAUAUGUUUGAUUUUUCUCUGUUCUAUGUUUUGUGGCAUUAAUAUCUGUUCCUAUCUUAUUUUUUUCCUUCUACUCUCUUUAGAUUAAUUCUGUUUUUUUUCUAACAUAAAUAGCAUCUGGGUUUUUUUAAAAAGAUUUUAUUUAUUUAUUUUAAAGGCAGAGUUACAGAGGUAUAGAGGUCUUCCAUCCACUGGUUCACUCCCCAAAUGGCUUCAAUGGCCAGUGCUGCGCCUGUCCAAAGCCAGGAACCUGGGACUUCUUCCAGGUCUCCCAUGUGGGUGUAAGGGCUCAAGGACUUGAACCAUCUUUUUUUUCUCUCUCUAUCUCUCUUUUUUUCUUAAGAUUUUUUAUUUAUUUUUUUGAGAUGUAGAGUUACAGACAGUGAGAGGGAGAGACAGAGAGAAAGGUCUUCUGUCCACUGGUUCACUCCCCCAAAGACUUGGUCCAUCUUCUACUGCUUUCCCAGGCCAUAGCAGAGAGCUGGAUCAGAAGCAGAGCAGCUGGGACUUGAACCAGUGCCCAUAUGGCUGGCACUGCAGUGCCCAUAUGGAUGCUGGCACUGCAGACAGCGGCUUUUACCUGUUACACCACAGUACCAGCCCCUGGCAUUUUAAGGCUAUAAAUGCACCUCUAAGCACAGCUUUUGCUAUAGCACAUUUUUAUUUUAAUUGUUUAUUUGGGAGGCAGGAGGGAGGCAGAGAGAGAAAAAGAGAAAGCAAAUGCAGUCCCAUCUGCUGGUUCACUCCCCAAAUGUCCACAGUGGCUGGAUUUGGAUGAAAAGCGUAAGGAGGAAGCCAAAGCCAGGAGUUUAAUGCAAUUACUUGAGCUGUAACUGUGGCCUCCCAGGAUCCACAUUUGCAGAAAGCUGUAAUCAGGAGUUAGAGUUGGUGAUUGAACGUGGGUACUCUAAUAUGGGACAGAGGCAUUUUUCUUUUGUUUUUUAAAAAUUUAUUUAUUUAUUUGAAAGAGUUACAGAGAAGGAAAGGCAGAGGCAGAGAGGGAUCCAUUUGCUGGAUCACUCCCCGGAUGGCCGCACGGCCAGGGCUUGGCCAGGCUGAAACCAGGAGCUUCAUCUGGUCCCCCAUGUGGAUGUAGGGGCCCAUGGACUUGGACCAUCUUCUCUUGCUUUCACAGGUGCAUUAGUAGGGCACUGGAUCAGAAGCAGAGCAGCCAGGACUCAAACCGGUGCCCAUAUGGGAUACUGGCACUACAGGCAGUAGCCCUAGCACAAUGCCACAGUGCUGGCCAGAGACAGGGGCAUCUUAACUGGCAGGCUUUGCAAAUAUUAGCUCCAAGUCCAUUCAAUUUCCUAAUAAUAUUUUCUUUUUUAAGGUGUAGUUUAUAUAAAAUAAAAUGCAUGGGUCCUAGCUGUUUAGUUUCAUGAAUUGUGAAAGUAAAUAUACUCCAGUAACCACCAUCCAAAGCAGGACAAAUUACAUCAUCCUCUAUUCUUCAGUCAGUGCCCCUGCCAGGGGCCACCAAUAUCUGUCUUCUAGCAUCAUCAGUUAGUUUCUUUAGGUUUGAGGGUUUGUUUUUUUAAGAUUUAUUUAUUUAUUUGAAAGUCAGAGUUACACACAGAGAGAAGGAGAGACAGAGAGAGAGAAAAAGGUAUUCCAUCUGCUGGUUCACUCCCUAAUUGGCCUCAACAGCUGGACCUGCGCCGAUCCAAAGCCAGGAGCCAGGAGCUUCUUCUGGGUCUCCCUUGUGGGUGCAGGGGCCCGUGGACUUGAACCAUCUUCUACUGCUUUCCCAGGCCACAACAGAGAGCUGGAUCAGAAGUGGAACAGCCAGGAUACGAACCGGCGGCUAUAUGGGAUGAUGACACUGCAGGCUGCGGCCUUACCCACUGUGCCACAGCACUGGCCCCUUGAGUUUUCUGUAAAUGAAAACAUACUACCCAUAUGUAAAUAGAUUCUUAGGGCACAUCUUCUUUUUGCUUUAGUGUCUUGAUCUCAGUGGUUUAGAAGUUCCAUUGACUUUUCUGGUCUUGCCUGCAGCUGAUUGGAUCCAACAGUUGUAGCACCUGUUAAGGAUAAAUUUUGUUCCACUUUAAUUUUUCAGUCAAAAUUGCAUAAGCUGAACAGCUGAUAUAUCUAUAGUCUUGGCUUUGGUUUGUGUUGUGAAUAGUCAAUCCUCCUCAAGUAGAGCCCAAAUGACUGAUUUUUUCCUUGCAAAUUGAUGUGGAUGAUCUGCUGCAGGCCUCAUCUUCAACUUAGUCUCAUCCCUUGUUAAAACAAUUUAUCCUGGGGCAGGGUUUGGCACAGCAGUUAAGUCGCCACUUGAGAUGCCCACAUCUAGUAUAGGAUGCCUGCAUUGAGUCUUGGCUGCUGUACACUUCUGGUCCAGCUUCCUGCUAAUGUGCCUAUUUGCAUCCUGGAAGGCACCCAUGUGGGAGAGCUGGAUGGAGUUCCUGACUCCUGGCGUCACCCUGGCCCAGCCCCAGUCAUUGUGGCCAAUUGAGGAAUAAAACAGCAGAUGGGCAAUCUUCCCUGCCCCUGGAACUUUGCUUUUCAAAUAAACAAGUAAGUCCUUAAAACAAAACAAAAAAAUACCCUGCACAUUCCAGUUUUCAUUCUCACCCAACUGGCAAAGGCUAAUUGUCCACACGGCGAGGAUGUGGAGCAGUGGGAGCUCUCCCGCGCUGCUGUGGGAAUGUCAGCUGGGACAGGCACUGCAGAACGGUGUGGCAUCAUCUAGUAGAGCGGUUGACGGGCGCCCCCCACCAGCUAUCCUUGCUGCCCUUGAUGGUUAUCCCAGAGGAAGUCUUGCACGUGGACUUCAGGAGAGACAAGGGUGAAGAUGCUCCCAGCAGUGUCGUUUGAUAUCUGUACAAUCUGGAAGCAGUUCUGAAGUCCCUCAGUGCCGUGCAGGGUUUGUUCACACGCACAGAGGAAAUGAGUGAACGACAGUGACAGCAUUGGCUUGGAUAACUCUCACUACCUUUUCAUCAAAAAAGCAAGGCACAUGCAGACCAGCACAUUGUCACAUGUGACACCACAUAUGCACAUUAAACACAGGCAAAGCUAAAUUUAUUUAAAAUUCACAACGUAUGGUUAGAUUAUAAAUAGAAGCAAGGAAUAACAAACAAAAAAUUCAAGGUAGUAGCUCUGGGAAAUGUGAUCAAAGAGGGGUAACCGCAGUUUGAAUGGUCCUGUAAUGUUAGGGUACUUGGUUCAGGGGCUCAAGGGAGUUUGUUUUAUUGUUAUUCUUUAAGUUUCAGAAAUAUAAAAAGGCAUGGAGGAUAGUAAGAUAAUCACCUCUGUGUCCAUGACUCACUUUAAGGUGUAGAACUUUACAACAAUAGUGGAAGCCCGGUUCAGUAACUCUUCCCAAUUGUGUUCUCCUUCCUGAAUCCCCAGUGACUAUGGUUCUGGCUCCUGUGACUCUUGUUCCUGUGCUUGUCUUCUCAGCCUCGUCUCCCAGUGCAGGUGCUGUUAGAAGGUUGUAUUGUGUUGUAUAUUUUGUUUUUGUUUUUAAAGAUUUAUUUAUUUAUUUGAAAGUCAGUUACACAGAGAGAGGAGAGGGAGAGAGAGGUCUUCCAUCUGCUGGUUCACUCCCCAGUUGGCCACAAUGGCAGGAGCUGCACCGAUCUGAAGCCAGGAGUCAGGAGCUUCUUCCGGGUCUCCUAGGCAGGUGCAGGGGCCCAAGGACUUGGGCCAUUUUGUUCUGCUUUCCCAGACCACAGCAGAGAGCUGGAUGGGAAGUGGAGCAGCUGGGUCUUGAACUGGCGCCCAUAUGGGAUGCCGGCACUGCAGGCUGCAGCUUAACCCGCUACACCACAGCGCCGGCCCCAAGGUGCAUAUUCUUUUGCAACUAUUUUCCCCAACUUUUUUUAUGUCUCUUUUUCCCAGCAUUAAAAAAAAUUUGUGGGGCCAGUGUUGUGGCAUAGCAGGUAAAGCUGUCACCUGCCACUCCAGCAUACCAUAUGGGAACCCGUUCAUGUCCUCGCUGCUUCACUUCUAAUCCAGCUCCCUGAUAAAGGCCUGGGAAAAGCAGCAAAAGAUAACCCAAGUGCUUGAGCCCUUGCCUCCAUGUAGGAGAACUGGGAGAAGCCUCUGGCUCCUGGCUCAGCUUUAUCCAUUGCAGCCAUCUGAGGAGUGAACCAGUGGAUGGCAGAUUCUUUCUCUCUCUCUCUCUCUCUCUCUCUCUCUCUCUCUCUCUCUCUGUAGCUGUUUCAAACAAAUAAAUACAACUUUUUAAAAAAAGUUUGUUCACAGGGCUGGCGCUGUGGCAUAGGAGAUAAAGCCAGCACCUGCAGUGCCAGAAGAAGCUCCUGGCUCCUGGCUUUAGAUUAGCACAGCUCUGGCUGUUGAGGCCAAUUAGGGAGUGAACCAGCAGAUGGAAGACCUUUCUCUCUGUUUCUCUGCCUCUCCUUCUCUCUGUGUGUAAUUCUGACUUUCAAAUAAAUAAAUCUUUUAAAAAAGUACACAUUUCUUGCAUCCAUCAGUGAUUUACAAAAUAUAAGUAUUUGCCAGAUAAUGUGUGAAUGCUGACUAUUCAGCAUUAAACAAGACUCUUUUAAAAAGACUGUUUACUUAUUUGAAAGGCAGAGUUACACAGAGGCAGAGGUAGAGAGAGAGGUCUUCCAUCUGCUGGCUUGCUCCCCAGAUGGCCGCAAUGGCUGGAGCAGUGCCGAUCCGAAGCCAGGAGCCAGGAGCUUCUUCCAGGUAUCCAACAUGGGUGCCCAAGGACUUGAGUCAUCUUCUACUGUUUUCUCAGGUCAUAGCAGAGAGCUGGACUGGAAGUGGAGCAGCUGGGACUCAAACUGGCACCCAUAUGGGAUGCUGGCACUGCAAAGGGCAGCUUUACCCACUAAGCCACAGCAUCGGGCCCUGCGUCACUUCUGGUCCAGCUCCCUGCUGUGGCCUGGGAAAGCAGUAGGAGAUGGUCCAAGUGCUUGAGCUGCUGCCACUGACAUGGGAGACCCAGAGGAAGCUCCUGGCUCCUUGCUUCCUCCUGGCCCACCACAGAGUGAGCCAACAGAUGGAAGAUUUCUCUCUGUGUGUCUUGUCUCUCCCUGUCUCUCGAACUCUGCCUUUCAUUCCCUGCUCGCCGCCUCAGGAUUUAUUUUUUGAAAGAGUUAACAGAGAGGGACAAACAGAAAGAGACAUCUUCCAUCCGCUGAUUGACUCCCCAGAUGGCUGAAACAGCUGGGCCUGGGCCAUAAGGAAGCCUGGAGCCUAGAACUCCAUCUGGUCUUCCAUGUGGGUGGUAGGGUACCUGGGCUACCUUCCAGUGCCUUCCCAGGCACAUUAGCAGGGAGCUGAAUCAGAAGUGAAGCAGUAUCUAGGAUUGGAUCCAGUGUCUCAUAGAGGGAUGCUGGUGUUACAGGCUGCUAGAAUGCUGACAACUAAACAAUACUCUUGACUCAGCAUUCUUUGCUAAAAGCUAAAGGCUGUAAUAAUAAGGAUGUGAUUGUUUAUCAUACCUACAAAUUAACAGGUUCUUAAUGCCAUCAAAUAGCCAGUCAAUGUUCAGAUCUCCAAAUUUCUAAGUGCCCUUUUUUUAACAUUCUGUUUGAAUCAAGUCCCUGAUUUUUCUUCUUUCUUAUUUUUAUUUAUUUGAAAUUGACAAAGCGAGCAAGACAGAGGCAUCAUCUGGUCACAUCUCAAAUGCCUUCAAUAGCUGAGGCUGGGCCAGGCCAAAGGUAGGAGCCUGGAACUCAGCCUAAGUCUCCCAUUUGAAUGUCAGAGCCCCAAGUACUUGAGCCAUACCCCACUGCCUCCCAGAGUGUGAACCUGCAGGAGGCUGGAAUCAGAAGUGGAUCUGGGGGGCCAGCACUGUGGCUUAGUUGGCUAAACCUCCACCUGCAGCACCAGCAUCGUAUGGGCACCAGUUCAAGUCCCAGCUUUCCAGCUGCUCCUCUUCCCAUCCAGCUCUCCGCUAUGGCCUGGGAAAGCAGUAGAAGAUGGCCCAAGUCCUUGGGACCCUGCACCCUUCUGGGAGACCUGGAAGAAGCUCCUGGCUCCUGGCUUCUUAUCAGCUCAGCUUUGACUAUUGCAGCCAUUUGGGGAGUGAAUGAGCAGAUGGAAGACCUUUCUGUCUUCUGUCUCUCUGUCUUUAAGUCUAUAUUUAAAAUAAAUAAAUAAAAUAUUUUUUUAAAGAAGCCUGAAAAAGAAAAAAAGGAAGGGAGGGAGGGAGGGACCUGGGACUCUGGUUUGGGAUGCAGGAUGCCCCGUUUUCUUUAACGAUUUAUUUAUUUUAUUUGAAAGGGACAGAGACAGACAGAGAUAUCUCUUCCAUUCACUGAUUCACUCCCCAGAUGGGCACAGCCUCCAGGGCUGGCCAGGCUGACACCAGGAGCCUGGAACUCCACCUGGGUCUCCAACAUGAGUGGAAGGGGCCCAAAUAAUCAGGCCAUCUUCCUCUGCUUUCCCAGGUGCAUUAACAGGGAGCUGAUCCAAAUCAGAGCAGCCAAGACUGGAAUCUGCUCUCUGAUAUGGGAAGCUAGGGUAACAAGUGGUUUAACCUGCUGUGCCACGCCAACCCCGCAGUUGCCGUCUUAGCCACUGUGCCAAUACUGGCAGCAGAAUCGAGUGUGUUUUAGUCGACAGAAUACCCAGCCAGGACACUGAGUGACGUUCUGUUGAACGUUUCUGGGACUGAAGGUCUCACUUGGAGUCAGAGGCUAUUGCUUACCCAGUUGAUGGGUUGAGAAUCCCGGCUUCUCCGAGUGGCUUGUGGAAGCCAAUAGCCAUUUCCACAGGUGACUGGUUUGUGUAAUCAUUGGUGUUCAUUAGCUCCAUGGCAGAGAGUUUGGAGUUCUCUGUGGUCUUUGUGUAAAGAGCACCUGCCUUUCUUCUUAACAUCUCAUUAGAUGGUUAUGUGGCUGCUACCAUUUACCGUGCUGAGUAAGACAAAUAACACUUGUGCGUUAGUAAUCCACGCUAGGCAAGGACUGAUUCUCAUCAUCUCACCAUGCUCUCAUUCUUCCUGGAAGCCGAGGAAGGGUGUGGGAUGAGAUGAAAGAGUGAGGAGAUGAAGAAAUGAGAUCAGGUCCGUGUGAGUGGACGUGACCCGUACUGUGCCUCGUCACUCGGGGAGCCCUGCUCUCCGCCCGCACACGGCCAGCCUCUUCACCUCUGUCUUGUGCUUGGGCACUCGCCGUCCUUCACACUGCUGCAGAGCGGCGUCCUCCGGGAAGCCCACAGUGCAGGCUGCCCACGCUGUCCUCGGUGUCGGCAUCGAGGUAACGUUAGUGCUUUGGUAACAAUUAGGAUAUUUCCCCCUUUUUUUAUAACAAUAAAGUAGAAGUGAGACAGGAGGCUGCCGACAGCAGUGCUGAGGAGCACGGCUCUGAUCGAUGUCAGAGCAUUCAGACUCGGAUGAGUGCCUCAGGGUCGCAGGUGGUGUCCGGCUUCAUCUGACCUCCGAGUCCCAUGCCCAUCAGCAUUCAGUUGUUAAGAGCAAAAGGAAGGGCCGGUGCCACAGCUCACUAGGCUAAUCCUCCGCCUUGCGGCGCCGGCACACCGGAUUCUGUCCCGGUUGCCCCUCUUCCAGGCCAGCUCUCUGCUGUGGCCAGGGAGUGCAAUCCUUGGGCCCUGCACCCCAUGGGAGACCAGGAUAAGCACCUGGCUCCUGGCUUCGUAUCAGCGCGGUGCGCCGGCCGCAGCGUGCCAGCCGUGGCGGCCAUUGGAGGGUGAACCAACAGCAAAGGAAGACCUUUCUCUCUGUCUCUCUCUCUCACUAUCCACUCUGCCUGUCAAAAAAAAAACAAAA
Oryctolagus cuniculus (rabbit) is the source of this 11374-nucleotide messenger RNA. The record is from RefSeq and is a predicted model, not a curated record. Lineage: Eukaryota; Metazoa; Chordata; Mammalia; Lagomorpha; Leporidae.